AUGGGUGUUUCAAUGGGCAGCAGAUCGAGCAGCAGAAGCCGGCUGAGCCCACGCAGUUCCUUCACCAGAGCCCUUUUUCUUUCAGUCUUCUGUAUGGUAGUCGUCCUGUACUCCUACCCAUCAACAUAUACUGCCACCCCACCCACCACGCAAAUCGCGUCCUUCCAACCACAAAUCAUCCAACCCGCCAACCAUACAGUCAGCUCAUUAGUACAUAAAUACACCGACUGCUCCCUUGACCCACAAAGGUUCCAAACUUUACAGCAAAGCUAUGGUUUGGGAGACAAGAUCGAAUAUGCUCGAAGAAUAAUCAAGUUUCAACGCCAGGACAUUGGUCGCAAGAGUAUCACCAAGAUUAAUGAGGAGUUAUUUCCCAAGGGUUUUGACGAGGUCGACGUUCGAAACCCUCCACGCGCCAUCACGUGUUUGAAGCCAUACGAAGUUCCUGUGCCAGCAUCUCCAUAUCCAACCACCGUGGAUGCCUCCGACUUGCUAUUCGGUAUCUCCACCACAUAUAAACGAUUGACAGACCCCGAAACUGCACCAAUACAGGAAUGGGCCCAUUGGUUGACCGACGGUCAUGGAAAGUCAAAUGGUGGAGGUUUGGUCUUGCGUUUGGUGGAUGCUUCGUCUAGCGAGAUUGAGCAGGCUACCAAGCAAAUGAAAGCAUUUGGUGUUGAUGUCAAAGUCUACGCAUCCGACAGUAAGAUUGAGAUGGCUAAGCGUUACUUGUCACUCCUACCAACUCUUUACGAGGACGAAUCUCGAAGAAAUCGAAAGUACUUGGUCAUGUGCGACGAUGAUACUUUCUUCCCAUCCAUGCACGCCCUCCUCAACCGACUUUCUGAAUACGACUCAACUAAGGAGCUUUACAUUGGAACUCUCUCCGAAGAUGUCAACAACAUUGAACGCCAUGGAUCUCAAGCUUUUGGUGGUGCUGGAGCUUUCUUCUCUAUUCCACUCGCAGAAAAGGUCGCCAAGCACUUUGAUGAAUGUAGUACUGAUGAAAAAAUCAACGAGGCAAACACAGGAUGGGGACCACAAGGCGAUGUUUUACUACGAAAAUGUAUCAGCGAACAUACCGACGUCACUCUUACCAUGAUUCGAGAACUUCACCAACUUGAUAUUAUGGGAGACCCAGCAGGAUUCUACGAGGCAGGCCUCGCACCACUCUCUCUCCACCACUUCAAGGGUGGAAUCUGGCACAAAGCCAAUCCAUAUGCAGGAGCACAGGUCAUUCAUGCAUGCGGUGAAGAUUGCUUCCUCCAACGAUUCCAAACACAAGACGACUUCGUCAUCUCCAAUGGAUUUUCAGUCGCCUACUAUCCAGAAGGCAUCAACUUCAACCUUCACCAAGCUGAAAAGACCUUCACUGCUGCUCCAGAUGAUUACGGAUGGAACCUCGACUUCAUGCUCGGACCUCAACGUAAGGAUCUUCUUUGGACUGGACGAAAAGUCGCAUGGGAGUUGAAGGAGAGUUUCGUGCAAGAGGAUGGCGCAGUGAGACAAACCUACAUCCGCAAAUCUGAUGAUGUAAGAUGGACAUAUGGAGAGGGAGGACCAAGAAUGUUCGACCGUGAUGGAGUCCUGGAGUUGGUUUGGACUUCAUGA
Molecule: messenger RNA, 1611 nt
Organism: Hymenoscyphus albidus
Lineage: Eukaryota; Fungi; Ascomycota; Leotiomycetes; Helotiales; Helotiaceae
Source: the annotation of a GenBank genome assembly